AGUCUACAUCUAAUUCUAUUGAGACCAAUUAGCCAUAGCAGGAAGAGAUGGAAUUAAAUUGGGUUGCAUUUACUUUAUGCAUAAGUCUGAUCCUGAUCAAAAGCGAAUCCUCUUUCGCAACUACAGCGACGAAAAAUGAAAUCUGCAAAGCAUCAAGGAGAGAGGAGGAACAAUGCGGAUCAUAUGCCUAUAAGGCCAUCAAACCACUGCUCAUCUACAUGGAAUUGAUGAGGACAGAAGUGGAGAACUAUGAUAAUAUAACAUCCAUUAAGAAUAGGGAAAUUAAAGGCCUUCAAAUGAAGAUAUCCCAAUAUAAAUCAGAUUCAAUAAAGAAUUUGAGAGAGCAGAUUAUUGCUGGAUUGAGGGAACAGAUCAUCAGCAAGGACAAUGAAUUAAAGCAGUUACAGCAAAAUGUAUAUGAAACUAUCAUUCAGGAACUGAGAAACAGAACAGCAAGGCAGGACUCUGAAAUCAAGGAGUUGCAGAAGAAACUAGUUAAUCAAUAUGAAAAUGUCGCCUUCAUACAGGAAUUGAGAAAUCAGAUAGAUUUAUACAAGAAUAACAAUGACAAUUUGCAAUCAAUCAGGAAUGAAUUAAAUAAGCUCAAUUCACUAAAAUAUGAGGAAUGCACAAGUGAUUUAAUCUCCAAACAAAAACUUCAAAUCGAAAGCGAUGCAAUCAAAUUGCUGGAGUUGCAGAUACAGUUGGAGGAAGAUAAGAAAACCAUUGAGGAAAAGGAUCAAGAAAUAUCCAAAUUACAAAACGAUGUCAACAAAAAAAGUGGCUUAAAUGACAAUCCCUUUGUUGGUUGCACAUCUUUUGGAGAUGUUACGGAUGUUCAUAAAACCAGUUUCUCUAAAUAUUCCUUUGAUGUCUUAUGCGACACGGAGACAGCAGGUCCUCGAUGGACAGUUAUCCAGCAGCGAAUCAAUGGUAAAGAAGAUUUCAACAGGUCUUGGACAACAUACCGCGAAGGCUUUGGUUCCUUUGAUGGAGACUUCUUCUUGGGCUUGGAGAAGAUCCAUCGCUUGACGAGCUACAAACGCUUUGAACUCUAUGUAUAUCUGGAAUUUUUUGAUGGCGAAACACGAUAUGCGAGAUAUCAACAAUUUUCUGUUGCUGGCGAAAGCGAUGAAUACAAACUGAGCAUAAGUGGAUUCAGUGGCAAUGUCACAGAUAUCAUGUCAGAGUCUGACAAUAAUCAGAAAUUUACGACAUAUGAUCGUGAUAAUGAUGACUGGAAUGAUGGCAAUUGUGCAUUUGAAGACCUUGGUGGAUGGUGGUACAUUGGCGAAUGUGAAACGAGAAGCUUAAAUUCAAAGUACCAUAACAGUUUAUAUGACUGGAAAGCUGAUGGUUUAUCUUCGUUUAAUCCAGCCAAAAAUGUUAAAAUGCUUAUUCGCCCAACAUAAAUAAAGAAAUGAUGCAAAUUUAAGAUGAAUUGUACUUUGGAAUUGUAAAUGCAAUUGAAAAUGAACUCUCAAAUAAUUUAAUUGGCACUGUAAUUAUAACAAAUUUUUAUGAA
Drosophila grimshawi is the source of this 1525-nucleotide messenger RNA. RefSeq names its product fibrinogen-like protein 1. NCBI's taxonomy places the organism in Eukaryota, Metazoa, Arthropoda, Insecta, Diptera, Drosophilidae. The coding region runs from base 48 to 1412 and encodes 454 amino acids. The record is from RefSeq and is a predicted model, not a curated record. The transcript is spliced from 3 exons.